This is a messenger RNA of Parasteatoda tepidariorum (common house spider), 729 nucleotides long. Its product is annotated as transmembrane protein 256 homolog. NCBI's taxonomy places the organism in Eukaryota, Metazoa, Arthropoda, Arachnida, Araneae, Theridiidae. Gene Ontology annotation, cellular component: membrane. The record is from RefSeq and is a predicted model, not a curated record.
AGUUUUUGCUUUCUUAAAGUGGCAAUCAAGAGGUGUUGUUUUCUGUUUUGUUUACUUUUCAUUUCGUUCUUUGCACAGGAAACUGAUAGAUACACUUACAAUUCGAUUCUCAUUUUAUUUCUACUGAUUUCCAAUUGAUUUAAUAAGAUGAUUCCUAGUAAAGCAUGGGAUUAUGCGAAUCCUUUGAAUUGGUUGAAUAUGAUUCAUGGCUCUGUAAUACCGAAACACGGAAUCAAAACUCAUGCUAUUUCAACCCCUCACGUUUGCGCUCUAAAUUUAUCAAAAGUAGCUGGUAGUAUGUUUGUAAAAUUAGCUGGGGUUUCUGGAGCUAUUGCAGUUGCUAUGGGCGCUUAUGGAUCUCAUGGUUUAUUUCCCAAACCAGAUGUUCCUGCUGAAUUAAAAGAUGUUUAUAAAACAGCAAAUUUUUAUCAUUUCAUCCAUUCAUUAGCACUUAUGGGUGUACCCCUUACAAGAAAACCAUUAUUAGUUGGAACUUUAUUAACAACUGGCAUGUUCAUAUUUUGUGGAUCUUGUUAUUAUUAUGCCCUUACUGGAAAUACAACUGUUAUACGAGUUACUCCUUAUGGUGGAAGUUUACUAAUUGUUUCUUGGCUUGCAAUGCUUUUAUGAUUUCUCGUCUUCUCCAUAUUUUUGAUAGAAUGUUGAAUUUUAUUAUACUCUGAUAUCUCAUUUAUUGUUAUGAAAUAAAUUUUGGUGUUUACAUACUUA